Molecule: messenger RNA, 578 nt
Organism: Nasonia vitripennis (jewel wasp)
Lineage: Eukaryota; Metazoa; Arthropoda; Insecta; Hymenoptera; Pteromalidae
Product: putative inorganic phosphate cotransporter
Exons: 2
Coding region: 37-540 (167 amino acids)
Biological process (GO): monoatomic anion transport
Molecular function (GO): transmembrane transporter activity
Source: RefSeq, a predicted model, not a curated record
GGCAUUUCUGCCUUACCAUACCUCGGCAAGUGGAUAAUGGGUUUCCCGAUCGGUUGGCUGUCGGAUCUAGCGAUGCGUCGAUACGGCGUACGCGUGGAAGUGGUGCGCAAGGUGGCCAACACGAUCGGCAUGUGGGGACCGGGUGCGGUACUGCUCGUCCUCUGCUUCGUCGACGUGAGGAACGAAGUCGCCGUCAUCUCUUGCCUCGUGGUCGCCGUCAGUUUGAACGCCGGUGUUCUGAGCGGAUGUCUCAUUACUUUGCUGGACCUGUGCCCCAACUACUGCGGCACCCUGUACUCGAUUCUGAACACGAUCGCCAAGGGUUUCGGAUUGCUGGCGCCGAUCGUUUGCGGGGCCAUCGUUACCGAUCAGAAAAACGUCCAGCAGUGGAACAUAGUGUUCUACAUCUCAGUGGGCGCUUACUUUUUUACGAACCUGCUCUUCGUAAUUUUUGCGAAGGCUGAGAAGCAGCCGUGGAACGAGCCGAAUCAUCAAACGAGCCAAAGUUGCAGAAUCUCUACUAUUUCCGGUCCUUGCUGACAAACCUGUAAAUCUUUAAAAUAUAUUUUGUAAAAAUU